Bradysia coprophila is the source of this 1531-nucleotide messenger RNA. Its product is annotated as peptide transporter family 1-like. The record is from RefSeq and is a predicted model, not a curated record. Gene Ontology annotation, biological process: transmembrane transport. NCBI's taxonomy places the organism in Eukaryota, Metazoa, Arthropoda, Insecta, Diptera, Sciaridae. Gene Ontology annotation, cellular component: membrane. Gene Ontology annotation, molecular function: transmembrane transporter activity.
AAUGAGACUGUAUUUAUUAGUCUGUUUUUUGUGGUCAAACAGUGCACAAUGGAAGUCUCCAAUAGCCAAAUCAAAGGAAAAAAAUUGAAAAAAUUUCCCGGCGCCGUCCCCUUUAUCUUGGGUAUUUGUGGCAUCGAGAGAUACACUGCGAACAGUAUUGUUGCAAUUUUGGUCUUGUACAUCAAUACAAAGCUACAUUUUGACCAAAGUACUUCAACUGCAAUCAUGCAUGCCAAUGAUUUUUUGGUAUAUUUUUUCACUAUCGUUGGAGCUGUUAUUGGUGAUAGUUGGUGGGGUGCGUACAAGACCAUCACUUUGAUGAUGAUAGUCUAUUCAUGCGGGAUAGCAAUCGUUAGUCUUGGAGCAAUCGAAACACUGAACCUACCCACGAUAGCCUUGACGUUCAUUGGAUUAAUAGUAGUUGCCGUUGGUUCCGGAGGUGUCCGACCUAAUUUAAAUGCUUUUGGCGGAACGCAGUACAAGUUACCGGAACAGGCAGAGGAAUUGAAAUUUUUCUUUUCGAUUCAGUUUUUUCUCAUGAAAUGUGGCUCAUUAUUAGCUUAUUUCUUGGCACCAACAUUGCGUGGUGAUGUAAAAUGCUUCGGUAUGGAGGAUUGUUAUCCGUUAGCAUUCGGAGUGCCAGCUAUUGCCAUAUUUGUGUCAUUCAUCAUUUUUAUAUCCGGUACACGGUUGUACGUUCGAACACCGCCCAGUGGCAAUAUGUUGGUCAAAGUUUUCGCCUGCAUUUUCACGGCGGUGAGCCAAAAAUUCAAGCAAAGAAACAAAACUCCCAAAUCACACUGGUUGGAUUAUGCAGAGCAAAAACAUGGGAAGAAGCUGGUCGAUGAUACCAAGUCGGUGUUAAGCGUUCUAGUAAUGUUCCUGCCUAUACCAAUCUAUUGGUCUGGGUUUUUGUUACAAAAUUCCCGAUUCGUAUUUCAAGCGACUAGAACAAACGGUGACAUUGGUUGGUUCGUUAUUAAACCAGAUCAAAUGCUUAUCUUCAAUCCUGUGCUGGCAUUGAUAUUUUUUCCCAUAUGUGAAUACGUUUUUUAUCCGUUAUUGGCGAAGAUAGGAAUCAAAACCGUGCUACAGAAAAUGACGCUGGGCAUUUUAUUUGGGGCGAUAGGUGUCGGUUUCGCGGCAAUUAUUGAAACUCAAAUCGAGAGUAAUUAUAUCAGCAUUCUAUGGCUGAUACCGCAGUAUUUGGCCAUGGUAUUUUCAGAAAAUUUUCUGUACAUAGCCAAUCUUAAUUUUGCGUAUAAUGAAGCUCCAAAAGAAAUGAAAUCGGUGAUUACUUCAUUUGUGUUUGUGACAAUAGCUGGCGGUAACCUAAUUGUUGUGUUCAUAACGGGUAUGAAGUUCUUCAGCUCUCAAAUUUAUGAAUUUUUAUUUUUUACAAUUUUAAUAUUUUUGGACAUGAUAUUCUUUGGCUUUCUAGCGACACGAUACAAGUAUGUUCAAGUAGGGGAAAGUGAUGUGGAAAAGGAAUAAAUAAUUUUAAGAAAAAUGAUUUUUUUUUGUUAUACUG